Molecule: messenger RNA, 1887 nt
Organism: Ectocarpus siliculosus
Lineage: Eukaryota; Phaeophyceae; Ectocarpales; Ectocarpaceae
Source: the annotation of a GenBank genome assembly
AUGUGGCAAGAUUUUUCCGCCCACAACACCCAGCGCGGGGAUGUAACGGCAGUUGUAUGGGGCGCCCCAGGGUCACCUCCAGCAACAGGCGAAAGCACUGGUACCGUCCGCCCGUCAUCUGCCGCAGGGUCUGUGGAUGCCGAGGCCUUGACUAGAGGCAGAAGAGCUGAUACUCCGUUCGUUCAACAGUGUGAUCUUGUGUUCCCGCUUCCGGAUCAAGAUGGCGAAAGCGACGGCCAUGACCAUGGCGAUACGCAAGAGAAGCAACAAAAACAGCUGGAGAUGGAGAAACGGGCAAAAGCUUUCGUCGUCCGAGCCCUGGGCAAGACGUUUUACUACCGCGCGCGAGGGCCGCUGUCCGCCCUCCUCAGAGAGCCUUUCCUCCGUUCCUACGUCCUCAAGCGUGGCUUCAGCGCCCUCGCCCUGAACGCCCCAAGCGACCACGGGAACAGCUUCGCGAUCCUGCCGGGCGGCGUGCUGGCGCUGUCGCUUGAUCGGGAGUCCUUUCAGACGCUAGGCCUACCGGGAGAGGCCGCGCCCACCCGCCCCAACGGCAAGGGGAAACGGGCGGGCGCCGGCGCCGGCAGCACCGGCGGCAGCGUGGGGGUCCUGGGAGGCGGCGCGGGCGGUCCCGACCGCUACGUGUCGGCGGUCGACCUCUCCGCGAAAUCGUUUCGCCCGGGCAAGCCACUCCACGACCGCGUCUUGUCCUGUCUUAGCAGUUGUCGAUGGGGGAACGGCGAUGAUGGGUCUGCGGUCGAUAUGGUUGUGUAUUUUUGUGGAAGCGGUGGAGUUGGGCAAGGAAGCGGGGAGGGCGGGGAAGUGGCUGAAGCGGGGUCCUCAGGAACGAGUGAGGCGUCGGGACAAGCACCGGAGGGUUGUGGACAGGGCGCGGCGGCGGUGGGUGGAAGCCGCAAGGGGGAGCGCGCGGAGGGCGAGCAAGAAGGACAGCAAUCGCAACAUUGCUGCCGAGAUAUCACCUUCCCUCCAGGUUUCUCUGCUGAAAGAGUCGACCUAGCGCCCGACAUCCGAUUCUUCAGGGAAGCUUGCUGCCCAGACUUGGACUUUGUCGGGCAAGGGCUUGCCGCCACUGCCCCUACCACCCCGGCACAGCGUGUUCGUCGAAAAGGGAGGAAAGGGAUCGGAGCCAAGGCUUUCAAUUCUACACCAACUGCCGAGAACUUGGUGGACGACGGCGACGACGGCGGCAGCGACGACCAGUUCACCGACAGCCGACAUCCUCACCUUCCCCCGCCCCUCCCCUCUCCGCCGGAAUCAGCCAAAUGCCUGCUCGUUCUCGACAUGUUCGAGUGGCUCGGCGCGGUGUCGUGCGGCCUGGACGCUGCGGUAAGGCGGUCACCGUCCCCGCCGGAGCCGUACCUGUCCAAGUUCGAGACGCCCCGCCACCUCCGCUACCGCAGCGACCGCAUUGUGUGCCGCGCCCGCCUGAGGGGCUUCUUGCCGCCCGUCGCCAUCUCCCGCUUUGUCGACGCGGCGGGAUCGGCGGCAGCGGCGGUGGCGGCAGUAGCAAGCGCCGAAGAUAGUGCCGCAGACAGCCGGCAACACUACGAAUCGCCGCAGCUGUUGCCAGUGCGGCGCGUGGUUCGAGAUCAAGGACAGCAGCGGCCCGAUGGCUGCUCGUGGGGCGCCGUGACGUCGUGGCCGUUCCGAGACGCCCCCCGCGCGUACCCCGGUGCCGACGCCCCGUGCGCCGGCGGGCAGAGGAGCAAGCGGGGCGGCCGAAAGGGGCGCGGCGGGGGAGGGGACGCGGAGCGAUGUGCGAAAGAGUGGCCUGUCGGGGGGCACGGGGUGUACACGGUUGUCGCUUGUCCCGGGGAAACCGCCGUGGCGUUCGUUGCGGCCAAGUGUCCCGGGCCCGGGUGGUGA